Molecule: messenger RNA, 2256 nt
Organism: Punica granatum (pomegranate)
Lineage: Eukaryota; Viridiplantae; Streptophyta; Magnoliopsida; Myrtales; Lythraceae
Source: RefSeq, a predicted model, not a curated record
CAUUUCCUCACCUUCUUCGCACCUCCUCUUAUCACUUCCUGUCCUCAUUUCAUUUCCUCACCGUAGAAACCCUAGCUAAGCUUAGCUCUGCUCCAAAACCAAGACCCCACCCGCCUACCAACUCACUCACUCCCACCACCGCCCCAUUGCCAGAAAUGGCCAAAAAGAAGGUGACCCAUCAUCCACACCAUCACCCCAAGGACCCCAACAAGGAGGAAGAAGUCCCCCCGCUCGCCGCCACUGUCCCCCCAGAGCACAUGGAGGAGCAGCAGCAGGACCUGGACCAGGACCAUUCCAAAGAGAAGCUUCAGAGCUUGAAGUCCCUCAACGACCUCCUCCUCAAGGAGACCGUCGGCCGCCGCCGGCAGGUCGAGUCUCUCGAGCUCGACAAGGCCUCCCUCGAGGCCCGGCUCGCCCGGUCCGGUGACGAGAAGCGGUCCCUGGAGGAUGAGCUCACCCGGGCGGGUUACCGGAAUGUCGAGAUGGAGCUGGAGAGGGCCGUGGUGUGUGUUUUCCUGGAGACCCAGAUGAGCCAGAUGGCCGCCGAGUUCGGGAAGUUGGAGAACCGGAGGGAGGGUGAACUUCGCGGCUUGAGGGAGAAAGUCUGGGAGCUUAAUGCCAACCUCGAAAGGGAGAGAGCGGUCUUGGCUGAGGUGAUUAGGGAGAGGGAUCUGGCGAGGAGCGAGUGCGGGUCUUGGAUUGAGAAGGUUAAUGAGAUGAGGGAGAACCUGAAUGAAAUAGAGAAAGCCCGGGGAGUUCUGGAGCAGGGGUUCAGGAAGCUCGAGGGGGAACGUGAACGGUUGGUUCGGGAGAAUCGGGAAGGCGAGAAGGUGCUCGAGGGGGCGAGGAGGGAGAAGGAUUCCGUGGAGAGAGAACUAGCCCAGGCUGCUGAGGAAAUCGGUCAGUUGAAGAAGAAGUUAGAGGGUUUAGUUAGAGAGAAUAAGGAUAUGGAGAUGGAGAAGAGCGGGCAGAAGGUGAAAAUAGCCGAGCUGGAGAGGGAAGUCGGGGGGCUGAAUGAGGUCGUGGCUGGCCUGCGGAAGGAGGAACAGAGGUUGCGAAGCGAGGUGUUCGAGUUGGGAAAGAUAUGCGAUGACGCGAAGGAGAAGGAACAGGAGAUGGUGAGGGAGAUUGAGACUUUGAGUCGGGAUAAGAAGAAGAAGGAGGCCACCGUUGAGGCAUUGACAGGAGAGAGAGAUUCAUUGCAGAAAGAGUUGAAGAUAGCUGAGAAGGAAUUGGAGGAUAAGGAGCGGUUGAUGUUGGAGAUCAUUAGGAAGAAAACCGAAAUUGAGGAGGAGAACAUUUGCAAGCAGGGUGAGAUUGCAGGGCUGGCUAAGGAGGUUGCCGAACUGAGGGAUGCUGUGUCGGCACUGAAACUUUCGUGCAGAGAUGAGAAGGAGAAGAGUGAGGCUUUACUAUCUGAAGUUGCGUCGCAGAAGGAAGCCAUGGAUGGGCUUUUGCUUGAGAGGGACUGUGCUUGGAAGGAAUUAGUCGAGGAGAGAGAGAACGCGAAGAGUUUGAGGUCGAAGAUUGUGGAACUCGAGAGGAAAACCGAGGAAACAAUGGGAGAGUUGAAGAAGAUAACCAGUGAUCACGAGAAUCUACUCGUGCAAAAGAAGGCAGCCGAGAACAGAUUUGAGAUCUUGAGGCGUGAAAAGGAGUUUCUGGAGAAAAGACUAUCAGAUUCACAGCAAAGAGCUGAAGAACUGCAGGCUGAGAUAGAACUCGCAGGCAUAAAAUCCGAGCGAGCUCUGACAUUUUUGAAGAACACCGCUGCAUCCUUCUUGAGCAAAGGGGAAUCUGUAGAUGAGCCGAAGGUUGAGGAAGAUGUUCAGCCCUAUGUUCGGGAGAUGGAAGCGAUCAAGAAUGCAUUUCAGCUCAAGGAAUCUGUGGUGGAGGACUUGAAGCGGCAGCUCGAGUUUCUGCAAGACUCCGUUGCAAAGGCCGAGAAGAAGAAGGGCUUCUGGACCUUGCUGUCUUCAGCAACCACUCUGUUUGCUGCAGCUUCUGUUGCAUAUCUUGCCCGAGCCCGCUGAGCUUACUCUGCCUUCGCUUAUGGGGAUUUUUAACCGAUAACUAGUCGUACCGAGUACAUCCCUAGUUUUGCCGUUCGGCCUUUUUCGGAAUAAAGACUUACCUGAUACUGUAUGAUGAUCAGUCUCUACCCGAUCCCCCUUUUGAUCAACUUAAGGAAAUCACUAGAUAUUUUACCGUAAUGCUAUAACUUAGUCUCUGCUAUGCAUCUCCUAAGAUUACAUA